Halichondria panicea is the source of this 3888-nucleotide messenger RNA. Its product is annotated as 110 kDa antigen-like. The transcript is spliced from 3 exons. The record is from RefSeq and is a predicted model, not a curated record. The coding region runs from base 253 to 1029 and encodes 258 amino acids. NCBI's taxonomy places the organism in Eukaryota, Metazoa, Porifera, Demospongiae, Suberitida, Halichondriidae.
UUUGACAUUGACCUGGUGCUUUUCUCUAAAGAUUUGAAAUCGAUAGAUUGCAUUAAAAACAAAGGCUAUCCUGAGACACUUGAAAAAGUUGACGAGUAUUUCGAGAAACAAUUCCAAGAAAAGUAUCACUGUGAAGAUAAACAAGGAGUAACAGUGAAGUUCACAUACAAAUUGACUGAUGAUCGUAAAAUCACAGUGAAGCUAAGCUUCUCCUGCUACUGGGACCCUGGUAAGCCUGAAGAGCUUUUUGAUAUGCUUGAAACAAUCGACUCACAUGAGAUAAGAGAACUCAGACACAUGCACUGGACACAAUUAAGGACACAUUGGACACAUGCAGCAGACACAAUGGACACAAGCAGACACACUGGACGCAGCAGACACACUGGACACAGCAGACACACUGGACACAGCAGACACACUGAACACAGCAGACACAGUCAACACAGCAGACACAAGGACACAGUCAACACAGCAGACACAGUCAACACAGCGGACACAAAGACACAGCAGACACAGCAGACAUGCACAGCAAGACACAGCAGACACAGCGGACACAGCAAGACACAGCGGACACAGCAGACACAGCGGACACAGCAAGACACAGCGGACACAGCAGACACAGCGGACACAGCAAUACACUGCGGACACAGACACAGCAAGACACAGCAGACAACACAGCGGACACAGCAGACACAGCAAACACAGCAGACACACUGGACACAGCGAACACAGCAGACACAGCAGACACACUGGAUACAGCAGACACAGCGGACACAGCGGACACAGCGGACACAGCAGACACAGCAGACACAGCAAGACACAGCAGACACAGCGGACACAGCGGACACAGACACAGACACAGCAGACAACACAGCGGACACAGCAGACACAGCAAACACAGCAGACACACUGGACACAGCGAACACAGCAGACACAGCAGACACUGGACACAGCGGACACACAGACACACUGAACACAGCGGACACAGCAGACACAGCGAACACACUGUCGACGUUGAGCACACAAUGAGCAUAGCACCAGAAGAUAAGCCGAUAGAGAGUCGGCGCAGGCGCGUCACCGAGCAUUUGUGUGCGGCAAUGAUCGACGCACAUUCACGCGGUUUACAGUGCACAUGAUUAGAAGCAAUAAUUAAAAUGGUAACAACGUCCUCUCUCGUAAAUACCACACAUGCAUGACGUACACUUAUUAUCUCGAGCUCACCUUCGAGGAUCGAGGACAGACAGAACUUGAGCAGCAAUCGCCUCUUUCUUCAUCUCUAUACUAACAUCUCCAAAAGGGCCCUGAAUGUCGCUUGUGGAGGCUUCCUUCUUUUCCAGAUUUCAAACACUCGAUCAUAGCUAGGUGGUUAUACUGUCAAUUUUCUUCAACCGAAUGUCAGUUUUCCCGCCAGGGGUUAAUUCCAACGCAUUGACAUAGAGCUCCACACUAUCAAAACAGGCAGCCAAAUAUGAUACAUCUUUUUGUUGGAUUUCCCCGACGAUUUGUGAAGUACGUAGUGAGUUGACAUUUGCCCAGCAACCGUUGAAGAGCUGUGAACUCACUGGUUGAGCAGAUGAUCCUAUAAUUAUACAGUACGGAAUGAAACUUAAAAUAACACACUUAUGCAUAUAAUAUACCGCUAAGUAUAUGAACACUAUAUAUAACAACAAAACAACCAAUGCAUGUACACACUAUAGUCGUGACGACAAAGAACGAGUGAAAAAGGUGUGGACUCUACUGGACAAGAAGGACGAGCCCACAUUAUACCUCACACAAAUUAAAAAUCAUGCAGUCUAUUACAUGGGACCUACAUGUAUAUAAUUAUGAAAGCACCGUGGAUGCUGAUGCCUCGAUGGGGAGGCACAAAAUAAUAUUAUGAAGAUAACCAUAUAGAGCGAAAUAAAAUAUAGCGGUGGGUUGACUACUUACUGGAAGCCACGCCUUUAAUCUUUGCACAUAAAUUUUUAUUGCACAUAAUUAACGAACACUUCUCGUGUAGGAUUACUAACCUACGAAAAUGGUGAAAAUUAAGCCCCUCAGGGCUAUAAUAACAGUACAUUGAGAAGUGUAUACUGAAGUGUGACACAUUAAUUAUGGUGUGUUCUGACCUGGAAGAGUUCGUUGGAGGACUAACAAGCUAAACUGUCUCAGAUUUCAACAUGAUAGCUUUGAUGUGCAACGUGUGCACGCAUGCAUACACCUCAAAGUUAAUCCUCUGCAGUGGCGUAGGAAGUGGGGUGGCUCCAGGGGCUGGAGCCCCCCCUUGUUGGAGACAAUGGAGAGCAAUGUUUAGCUUGAACUGUUGAGCUAGCAUGCUGGCCGGCUGCAGUUUUUUUGUUUUUUUUUCAGGCCCCAGAUGGGGUGGUUUUUGCUGUGUAAUUAUUAGAGGAAUGGCAUGUACAGUGACAAGGGUACGCGUAAAAUAGUAGAUAAUUAUUGUUAAUAUUAAUUACUGUCCUAUGUGAUGGGAUUCUGCUGAGAUCAAGUCGAUCUCAAUGGGUGUCCUGGUUGGAUGUCCUGGCUGCAUGUCCCACCGACGAUCUUGCGCCUCUAAUUGCUUGGAUGGCUGAGCGUAGGAGGGAGAAGGUUAGGCGACAUCUUAGCCAGCAUAGAGUUUUAUUGUAGGUGAUGUCCCAUUUCUGGGCAAGUAGUGAGCUCAGGCGUUUGUAGAAGAGUGAUGCUUCUACGCCCAUGCCUCCUGUAACAGAUAAAACUAACGGUGUGAAAGAGGAGUGUUCAACUUUCUGGACUGGACUCUUUGCUGAUAAGCCCGUUUCUUUUCCAGUUCGUGUUUUCUGUAUGUUGCUGCAUGUGACUGCAUGGUUUCUGUUGGAGGGGGCAAGGGGGUUGAACACUCUCACAUCAAAGUAUGUUUUUGGAAUCUUCCCCCCCAGACACCAUUGGCUGAUAUAUCCAAACGUGCGUUUUCUUGGCUGUUCGCUGAGGCCCCGUUGAGUUGGUCCGCGUUCACAGGUUGUAGGUUGGGCUCCACACACACUUCACUGCAUACUUCCGUGAGAAGGAUGCUGUGGUAUCUCUUAUUUCGUUGUGCCUUAACGUAGGAAACCCUCCUUUGGCGCAGGAGAGGGCGUGCUCCACAUUGAAGUUUUUGCCACAGUCGCAUUUGGAGGGCAAGCGAGUUGGGGUCCAGCCAUAGCGUAGUGCCAGGGUAUCUUGGAAGGCCGACUUGUGUAUAGUGUGAAUCCAUGGUUCCGAUAGUGGGAGAACCGUGAGCCAAGUGGAGGCUCCUUUUGUCUUGAAUCGCUCCACUGCCUUCUGGAGCCCGUCCGGUAGCUGUUGAUGUAUAGAGGCUGCUUGUCUGUUCCUGUUGUCCUUUAACUGACCUCUCUUUUCUUCAGUUGCUGGUCAUACUAUGUUAUAUCCAUAUUCAUUGUCUUGAGCUAGGAUGUGGUCAGAGAGGGAUGAGGUGACUGUGAGAGAGUGGUGCAGUUCUUUGUCCGCUAGCUUGGAGGGGUAGCCUCGAGACCAGCCGUUCGUUAUCUGAAAGAACGCCUGGUCAAGUUCCAAUGUAGCACUGGUCCUAUGGUCCAGGAAUUUCUUGGACCGGUAAUUGCCCACAAAGGUCCGUCCAAGGUGUAUUAUACCCAUGAAUAUCAUUAUGAUGCUAUAAAACGCUGACUCAGCUAGAACCAGUGCUACAUUGGAACUUGACCAGGCCUGGUCAAGUUCCAAUGUAGCACUCGUCCUAUGAUCCAGGAAUUUCUUGGACCGGUAAUUGCCCACAAAGGUCCGCCCAAGGUGUAUUACCCAUGAAUAUCAUUAUGAUGCUAUAAAACGCUGACUCAGCUAGAACGAGUGCUACAUUGCAUGGAACUUGACCAGGCGUUCUUUCAGAUAACGAACGGCUGGUCUCGAGGCUAUUGGAGG